Myxocyprinus asiaticus (Chinese sucker) is the source of this 3815-nucleotide messenger RNA. RefSeq names its product tryptophan 5-hydroxylase 1-like. Gene Ontology annotation, molecular function: iron ion binding; tryptophan 5-monooxygenase activity. Gene Ontology annotation, biological process: aromatic amino acid metabolic process; serotonin biosynthetic process. NCBI's taxonomy places the organism in Eukaryota, Metazoa, Chordata, Actinopteri, Cypriniformes, Catostomidae. The transcript is spliced from 11 exons. Gene Ontology annotation, cellular component: neuron projection. The record is from RefSeq and is a predicted model, not a curated record. Bases 52 to 1494 code for a protein of 480 amino acids.
CUGAGAUACACACCUAUCCAGAUUGUACUAUAAAAAGAAUACCACCCAGCCAUGCUUUCCAACAAACUUGAUGGACCACGUCGAGGACGGUCUUUUGACUCCAUCAAUAAGUUUUACGAAGAGAAGAAACUCAACAAUGAGAUGAACAAAACUACUUUGAACAAAACAGACAGAAACAAAGAUAAGAUAAUAUCCUCCAAGAGGGAACAUGCUGCAAUUGUAUUCUCUCUAAAGAAUGAAGUUGGAGGUCUUGUGAAGGCUUUGAAACUAUUUCAGGACAACCAGGUAAACCUUUUACAUAUUGAGUCACGUAAGUCCCGGCGGCGUAACUCAGAGUUGGAAGUACUGGUUAAUUGUGACAGUGAUCGAGAAACUCUGAAAGAAAUCGUUCAGCUGCUGUGCAAACAAACAAGCAUUAUAGCCAUGGACUCACCUGAUACGUUCUGCACUCCUGCAAACGAUCUUGCCGAGGUGCCUUGGUUCCCCAAGAAAGUCUCAGAUCUGGAUAAGAGUGCCAGUCGUGUUCUAAUGUAUGGUUCAGAUUUGGAUGCUGAUCAUCCGGGAUUCAAGGACCAUGUUUAUCGAAAGAGAAGGAAAUAUUUUGCUGAUCUUGCCAUGAGUUACAAACAUGGAGAUCCAAUUCCACGUGUGGAGUUUACAGAUGAAGAGGUGAAGACAUGGGGAGUAGUGUUUCGGGAGUUAAAUAAACUAUACCCCACACAUGCUUGUAGAGAGUACCUGCGCAACUUGCCCCUGCUCACCCAAUAUUGCUGCUACAGAGAGGACAACAUACCACAGCUAGAAGAUGUCUCCAACUUCCUGAGAGGGCGAAGUGGCUUUACCAUUCGCCCUGUUACUGGGUACCUGUCACCAAGAGAUUUUCUGGCUGGACUGGCCUUCAGAGUGUUUCACUGUACACAAUAUGUGCGUCACAGUUCGGAUCCUCUAUACACUCCUGAGCCGGACACCUGUCAUGAGUUGCUGGGUCAUGUUCCUCUGUUGGCUGAACCCAGUUUUGCACAGUUCUCUCAGGAAUUAGGACUGGCUUCUCUUGGGGCAUCGGAUGAUGCUGUACAGAAAUUGGCAACAUGCUAUUUCUUCACGGUGGAGUUUGGUCUGUGCAAACAAGAGGGUAAACUCAGAGCAUAUGGUGCUGGGCUUCUCUCAUCCAUCAGUGAACUUAAGCACUCUCUCUCAGGCACUGCUAAAAUCCUGCCCUUUGAGCCCAAAGUCACCUGUAACCAGGAGUGUCUCAUCACCACCUUUCAAGAGGUGUACUUUGUUUCUGAGAGCUUUGAGGAAGCCAAAUUCAGAAUGCGUGAGUUUGCAAAGACAAUCCAGCGUCCAUUUUCACUGCGAUAUAACCCGUACACACAGAGUGUAUGUGUGCUGAAGGACAUGCCCAGCAUCAAUGACGUAGUUGAGGAGCUCAGACACGAGCUGGACAUUGUAGGAGAUGCUCUCUGUCGACUCAGUACACAUAUGGGUGUCUAAGACGAUUAUCACUCUUAUUUUGGAAUCUCUCAUAUCAGUGCUCGUUAUCUGUGUACAGCUGUCUAAUCACUGUGUACUUAAAAUUCAGCACUGCCAUGUCUAAUUAUGAACAUUCUCAGAGUGCAGAUGUGAUUCAUUUUAAAAGAAUAGUUCAUCCAAAAAUGAAAUUUUACUAACCUUCAUGUCAUUCCAGACCCAUAUAAUGUUCACAAUGGCACGUGUUCAAGCAAGAUUUUCAUUGAAAAAAUGAUUUUGGAUUGUUUCUCACCAAAACCUAUCACGUGGUUUCACAAAACAUUGAAUAUGAUGCACUAAUCGUAUGGUCUACUUUUAUGAUACUUUUAGGCCCUUUUUUAAGCUUGAAAGUGAGGCAAGACCAACCACAGUUUUAAUUAAAACAUCACCUUUUUUGUUCCACAAAAGAAAGAAAGUCAUACGGAUUUGAAACGACAUAAGGGUGAGUAAAUUUUAAUAGAAUUUUUGUUUUUGGGUGAACUAGGCUUUAAUGUCUCACAUUUUCUUUGAUACUGAAUAAAACAAAGCACUUACAUAUUUACAUUUGGCAGACUGUUAUCCAAAGCAACUUACAGUGCAUUAAAGGUAUAUAUAUAUAUAUAUAUAUAUAUGUAUGUAUGUAUAUAUAUUAUUCUUUUUUUUUUUUUUUCUUUUUUAAUCAUUUUGUGUGUCCCUGGGAAUUGAACCUAUGACUCUGGCAUUGCCAGCAUCUUGGGCUUCCAGUUGAGCUACUGGAACUCCUGCUGGAAAAACCUCAUACUGUUUUCUAGUCUAGUCGAGUCAGUGAGGGCUCUUGAAACACACCAAGCAAACACCAUCAUAGCUAUUAAUAACAGACCUCACACUAUAUUCAUACAGUCUGUAUUCUCUAUGCUUCACUCUACUCAGUUUAUCGGCAGUUUAUGAUCUUCAAAGGAAAGAUUAUGUUUGAAAAGCACUUGCAUCGCAUUUACCAACAUUAUAGCUUAAGGCAUUCUCACAUCCAUGCUACCUUUUAGAAUCAUUCAAAAUGAUCAAAACUCUAAACUACGCCUUACAUUACUCUUUAAUGCAUUCAUUGUUUAUUCUUAGUCUGUUAGACGUCUUCGUUGUUUUACCCAGCACCAAAAGUAAAACGUAGCAUGCACCAGCUUCAUUAUACAUGUUCUUGAAUGCUGAAUAUUUUAUCUAUUGGUACUUGUGAUAUAAAUAUGUUUAUUUUCCACAAUGUUUCACCUAUUGGCUUCAUUCUGUGUAUGGACCUGGAAUUGUGGUGUGAAUAUUGUGUAUGUGUGUGCAUCUGUUUUGUGUUUGGAAGACAGUAUUAAUGCUUGCUGCUUGUCCAUUUGUGUUAAUAAGUUUUGCAUAGUAAUUUUGAAAUUAGAAUUUCAUGCACAGACAAGGAAGGAGAGGAUCAAAACAUAAUAAAUAAAUAAAUGCAUAAAUACAGGAAAAUGAAUCACACAGUAUUUCUGAAAUAAAAUAUCUCAUAACACCCACUCUGAUGAUGUUUGUUGGCCCUUAAUCAUCAUUUCCAACGAACAAUCAUCAUUAUUAUAAUAAUAUUACAUUCCAAAGAAGUGAUGACCCCUCAAAACUCACAAGCUUCCUGCAGUGAGAUACUUUGGCCAGCAGAGAGCAGCAAUGUUGUCCUCUUAAAUUUCUUUCACAAAUUGAUUACACAGUAAAACUCAGAGAUAAUUUCCCCCAAAAUAAAAAUUCUGUAAUUAUGUACUUAUCCUACUGUUGUUACAAAAUCAAACUUUCUUUCUUCUUAUAGCAACACAAUCAAUAUUUAACUAUUUAAUAUCUGUAACUAAUCCCAAGUCAUGUUUGUAAUAAUCUAAGCAUAUUUCUGAAUUGUUAGUACAUAUUUACUCCAAGUAUUAGAGAUCUUCAUAUGGUGCAAGUGUGUGUCAUUAUGAAAAAAAAGCAUAUUUGUUAUGAUCUCUUAACAUCUCUUGUGUUUAUAUCAUAUGUAUUGUGCUUUAUCAUAAUUAUCACACUACAUAAUAUUACCAAUAAUAAUACCUCAAACGUGAAUUUUGAACCCGCAGUGUGAAGUGUGUGAAAUUAUGUAAUUCAAUAUGACUUCAAAAUUCAUGUUUGUGGUAUGAACGUGUGUAAUUUAUGUUGCAGAAUAAAUGUCCACAUAUCGUCAAGAAAUGUUUUUCCAUAGACCUUAGUUUUCUCAUAAGUUCAAAAUCCCCAUUAUAAAAUCCCAUAGGAAAAUCCAGAGGGAACCCUUAGCGAAUUCUCUUCCAGGUUUCUUGACUACAACCUGAACAGUAGUUCACCCAAAAAUGAAACUUCUCUCAUGACUGACU